CUCUCCGACUUCCGGGUAAUAGACGUGAGGAAGAGGAGGAUUGUGGAGCCGAGAGAAGACUGCCGAUUUGUGGCUCUCAGCUAUGUCUGGGGUGCGCGCCCUGGGCCCGAAGUAAAACGGCACGCGCUCUGCAAAGCCAGGAUCACCGAGCUGCAGCAGGAAGGCAGCUUGAAAAGCCUUCCCCGCACUAUCGAAGAUGCCAUGAGCAUCUGCAAACGCCUCGGCGAAGAAUAUCUCUGGGUCGACCUGCUAUGCAUCGUCCAGGAUGAUCAAGAAAACAAACAGCGCCAAAUCAACUCAAUGGCAUGGAUAUUUUCGUCUACAGUGUUGACCAUCAUCAGCGCUUGCGGAAACACCAUGGGCUGUCCAAUCGCAGGAGUCAGCCAAGACCGCCAGCUGCUUCAACAGCAGACAGACUUCUCAGGCCUCCAAGUCACCAGUAUCCUGCCCGAUUUUGACGAGCUAAUCAGCAAGACGGUCUGGCAUACCCGAGGAUGGACAUACCAAGAAGCCGUCUUCUCCAGGCGGAAACUCUUCUUCACGGCCGCAGAAGCGUGGUUCGAGUGC
Messenger RNA from Aplosporella prunicola CBS 121167, 567 nucleotides. RefSeq lists its product as uncharacterized. The record is from RefSeq and is a predicted model, not a curated record. Lineage: Eukaryota; Fungi; Ascomycota; Dothideomycetes; Botryosphaeriales; Aplosporellaceae. The annotation marks the transcript as partial. The transcript has a single exon.